AUUUGCGCAUGCCUGCUUGGGUGCUUUGUUACAGCCAAGAUGGCGUUAAGUAAAACAUUUGGUCAGAAACCGGUCAAAUUUCAGUUAGAAGAAGAUGGAGAAUUUUUCAUGAUUGGUUCUGAGGUAGGCAACUACUUGCGUAUGUUUAGAGGUUCCUUGUACAAAAGGUACCCAUCUUUGUGGAGGAGAUUGGCAUCAGUUGAAGAAAGAAAGAAAAUUGUUGCUUCUUCACAUGAUCACGGUUAUACAACUUUGGCAACUAGUGUUACUCUUCUGAAAGCUGCAGAAGUCGAGGAGAUUUUAGAAGGAAAUGAUGAAAAGUACAAAGCUGUUUCUAUAAGUACUGAGCCACCAGCCUACCUCAGGGAACAGAAGGCAAAGCGAAAUAGCCAAUGGGUUCCCACUCUGCCAAACAGCUCCCAUCACCUGGAUGCUGUACCAUGCUCAACCACGAUAAAUCGCAACCGUAUGGGUCGUGAUAAGAAAAGGACAUUUCCACUCUGUUUUGAUGAUCAUGACCCUGCAGUGAUACACGAGAAUGCCUCCCAAACUGAAAUACUGGUCCCUAUCAGAUUGGAUAUGGAGAUUGAUGGACAGAAACUCAGGGAUGCUUUCACAUGGAACAUGAAUGAAAAACUAAUGACACCAGAAAUGUUUGCUGAAAUUUUAUGUGAUGACCUCGAUUUGAAUCCUUUGGCAUUUGUCCCUGCCAUUGCUUCUGCAAUUAGGCAACAAAUUGAAUCCUACCCCACAGACAGUAUCCUGGAUGAGCAGACGGAUCAGAGGGUCAUUAUCAAGUUAAAUAUCCACGUUGGAAACAUAUCUUUGGUGGACCAGUUUGAGUGGGACAUGUCUGAAAAGGAGAAUUCACCAGAGAAAUUUGCUCUAAAGCUAUGCUCAGAACUAGGUUUAGGAGGGGAAUUUGUCACCACCAUUGCCUAUAGCAUCCGCGGACAACUUAGUUGGCAUCAAAGAACCUACGCUUUUAGUGAAAAUCCACUUCCAACUGUAGAGAUUGCUAUUCGAAAUACGGGAGAUGCUGACCAGUGGUGUCCACUUCUUGAGACGUUGACAGAUGCUGAGAUGGAGAAAAAGAUCAGAGACCAAGACAGAAACACAAGGCGGAUGCGAAGACUUGCCAACACUGCUCCAGCUUGGUGAAAUUCUUUAUCAGGGAAACUGUUGGAAUCAUAUUUACAAGCAAUUGUACGGAGAGUAGUAUUAAGAGCCGACUGGUC
Polypterus senegalus (gray bichir) is the source of this 1238-nucleotide messenger RNA. RefSeq names its product SWI/SNF-related matrix-associated actin-dependent regulator of chromatin subfamily B member 1. Gene Ontology annotation, molecular function: transcription coregulator activity. Bases 40 to 1161 code for a protein of 373 amino acids. The record is from RefSeq and is a predicted model, not a curated record. Gene Ontology annotation, cellular component: nucleus; nuclear chromosome. Lineage: Eukaryota; Metazoa; Chordata; Cladistia; Polypteriformes; Polypteridae. Gene Ontology annotation, biological process: chromatin remodeling; regulation of transcription by RNA polymerase II. The transcript is spliced from 9 exons.